Molecule: messenger RNA, 2943 nt
Organism: Saccostrea cuccullata (small rock oyster)
Lineage: Eukaryota; Metazoa; Mollusca; Bivalvia; Ostreida; Ostreidae
Product: receptor-type tyrosine-protein phosphatase alpha-like
Exons: 20
Coding region: 408-2408 (666 amino acids)
Biological process (GO): protein dephosphorylation
Molecular function (GO): protein tyrosine phosphatase activity
Source: RefSeq, a predicted model, not a curated record
GCGCGGAAAAUUGCAGUACAAAUUGCCAAAAUAAGAAUAAGUGCAACCAUAUUACUGGAAUCUGUGAAUCAGGAUGCAAAGAUGGAUAUGUUGGGGAAAAGUGCAACGAGGCGUGCAGUCAUGACCGUUACGGACCAAACUGCUCCAAAAUUUGUAGCAGUACCUGUUCUAAUCAUUCCUGUUCAAAUAAAGAUGGUAAAUGCAGCAACGGAUGCGAACGGGGAUAUCAAGACUUAUACUGCACAGAAAUUACAGUUACUGUAGCAGAAAAGGAUAAACAUGCACUUCUCCUUGAAGUUUCUAUUGGUGCAGGGUCAUUUUUCCUGGUAUUACUAAUAACAGCAUUUCUUCUUAUUCGGACGAGAUGUAAAUCAGGGAAACAUCGCAGACUUGUUAACCAAGAAGAAAUGAUAGAACUUCAAACAAUUGCUCAAAGGAAAAGUACCAUCCGAGACCGUCGUACUAUUUUCUCUGAGAGUAUUGACGUUGCAGGGAAUUGGGCGCCUUUGUGUGCAGUGGACCCCUUUGCAAAUGACCAAAGAGGUUCUUUUUCUCGUUUAAACAAAACAAUAUCGAUUAAGGACUUGCAAGACAUUAUAGGUAAAAUGUCAAAAUAUGGGGAUGCAGGAUUCAAAAGAGAGUAUAAGCAAAUAAGAAAAGGUAAACUGUAUCCUUACGAUGAGGCCACGAAACCAGAAAAUAUUCCGAAGAACAGAUACAAAGCUAUAUAUCCCUAUGAUCACUCUCGAGUCGUUCUUGAAUCACUUUCACCAGACGGGACUGACUACAUCAAUGCUAGCUACAUAGAGGACGUAGAGGAAGAACUGUCAUAUAUAGCUACUCAAGGGCCAAAGGAAAACACAAUGUACGAUUUUUGGUCCAUGGUUUGGCAAGAGUAUGUAAGGGUAAUUGUGUGCUUGACAAACCUGACUGAUGGAAUAAAGAUCAAAUGUGCCCAGUACUGGCCAAAUGCAAAUGAAACCAUGAAAAUUGGACAUUUUACUAUCCGCACAAAGACUGAAAAAGUAUACGCAAAUUAUACUAUAAGACGCCUUUAUAUAAAGAAGGGCCAGAAGGAAUUGAUGGUGAUGAUGUGUCAAUACACAGAAUGGAAAGACCAAGAUAUUCCUGAACCCCUCAACCUUGUGAUUUUCCAUCGUCAUGUGAUGAAAAUAACUGACUCUUAUCGUGGAUAUUACAUUCUUGUCCACUGCAGGCAUGAAAUAAAGAAAUCUCUCUCUCUCUCUCUCUCUCUCUCUCUCUCUCUCUCUCUCUCUUAUAUUUUAUUUAUAUUUAUCAGCGCAGGGAUUGGACGAACAGGGACUUUCAUUGCUUUGGACGCCCUCUAUCGAGAAGUUUUAAAAUCAGGGAAAAUUAAUGUACCAAAGUAUGUAGAAACAAUGAGAAGAAACCGAGUAAAUAUGAUACAGACAUGGAAUCAAUAUAAAAUUGUCUAUUUGGCGCUUUGUGAGUCCUUUAGUGGAACAUCGACAUCUUACUCACCUAAUGAGUUUUUAAAACAGCAUCUGAAAAGCAAUGUAAACUGUAGAGGAAAUCUUUCUGAAUCACCAUUUUACAGGGAAUACGAGGAACUUAUCAGAGUCAGAAGAAGGUACACCUCCAAUGAUUUCUUAACUGGACACGAAAAUACGUAUGCAAAUGAUACAGCUCCAGUCUUACCACUGAAGAAAUAUGCAUGUCAGCUUACAUACACGAAGGAGAGGGAAACGUAUUAUAACGCAGUUCUUCUUCAGUCUUUCACGAGUAACGACUGCCUCAUCAGUGCACCGUACCCACUUCUUGACAACACUGAGGAUUUCUUAAGGCUGUUGAAAGACUUCAAUGUCCAUAUUGUGAUAUUUACGUGCCCUCUCAGAGAUGUUGCAUCGUCUACGAAAUGGUUUCCCUUUAAUUAUAAAAAGAAAAGAGUUGGGUCAUUCAAAAUAGAAUUUACAGACUCGACUCCAUCGAGAAAAUUCACAAGUACAGACAUUGUGCUAAGAAGCAAGGGAUGCCCCGAUAUGAAUUUGAAAGUAAUUGAAUUUACCUCAUGGAGAGAGGAAUUGUCUUCUACAAAUUACAAGGUGCUGAUAGAUGUUGUAAAACAAACAGUGGUGGAAAAUAUCCAGUCUGACUCAAAACUCUUGGUUUUGUCGAGUGAUGGUGCAAAACGUUGUGGUCCUUUCUUUGUUGUGUUCAAUGCUGUGCAACAGUUAUUUCGUGAUAAAGAACUCGACAUUUUCUUAAUUACGCGUCUCCUUCAAAUUAGAAGACCAGAAUUUAUUUCCACCUGGGAAGAAUACGAAUUUUGUAACAGCGUUUUGGCCGAUUAUAUACAGAAUGGAUUGGUUUAUGUAAACUCUAAGUACCGAUCUAUAAGGAAUACUCUUGUUUCUUUCAUUCGGUGAUUUGCACGGGAUGUUCACUUCUCAAUGUCACCUGAUCCCGCCUCUGACGUUUUGGUCCGUGUUUACUCUGCUCAAAUUUUGUAAUGUUUAAUUGACUUUUGGGCCUGAAUAUUGUAUAUUUUUUCAUUGCAUCCAUGACAGUUAUUUAUAUAUUUGUUAAAAAUACCGAUUGUGCUACCGCCUUUUUCUCCAAAUUGUUUUUUUUUAUUUUCUUUGUUAAUAUUGUCUAGUUAUAUAUAUGAACUUAUUUCAGUCCUAGUUUUCUUUUCGCUCCUUUCGACUUAGAUUUAAAUGUAUUUAUUCAAAACAUCCCACCUUAAACCAAAUUGCGUCUAUAUAAUAAUGCAUGAAUCAAUAUAAUCAAGUUUCGACUUUUCAAAUUUUAAAAAUUUAAUGUAAAUACUGUUGUUAAAAUUAUGGAAUCUUUAAAAUUUACAUAAUUAUUCACUCUUUCCAUCCAUUUAAGUUGUUAAUUUUGCCACAUUUAAUUAAUGUAACAAAUGCCAUGAUGAUAUGAUUGUGUUAUCAAAUUUGC